Anopheles moucheti is the source of this 1487-nucleotide messenger RNA. Its product is annotated as keratin-associated protein 5-9-like. The coding region runs from base 185 to 985 and encodes 266 amino acids. Lineage: Eukaryota; Metazoa; Arthropoda; Insecta; Diptera; Culicidae. The record is from RefSeq and is a predicted model, not a curated record. The transcript has 6 exons.
UGUAGGUGGAAGAAAAUUUAAGAAAAAAAAAGUAACGAAAUUUUGCAGUGUUGUAAAACAGAAGAAUUUUGCUAGAAGAUUUUCCAAUCCGAAUUGCAAGGGAAGCUCCAACUGUUUGAAAUCUAGCUAACGCCGUGAGUUUGUGUUUUAACGAAGCGUUCGUCUACCCCACCCCGAACCGAAAAUGUGCGAUCCGUGCUGUGGUCCAUGCGAUCCCUGCUACUCCUCCUGCUAUCCUUGCUCACCUAAACCAUGCAAGAGUCGCGAACUGCGUGGUGGCAUCCUGAUCUCAAACUGCGAGUGUCUCAAGCGCAACGGCCUGCAGCACGAUUGUCCGCGUACUGAAUGUCAGGCAAAACCAUGCUGUCUCACCAAACCGGAAGCAUCCUGCUGUCCGUCGCAAUGGGCCCGACGUUAUCGGUUUGUGACGAUGGGUAAGAAGAGUAAUCCGGUACGUCCUUCGCCGAAAUGCUGCCUUCCAACGGGUGGUGGCGGUUGCAAUCCCUGCCCAAUCGAUCCUACCUGUUGUGUCCCAUGCUCUGGACCAUGCGGACCCUGUGAUCCCUGCGGACCCUGCGGACCAUGCGGACCUUGCGGACCAUGCGGACCCUGUGAUCCAUGUGGACCUUGCGGACCUUGUGCUCCUUGCGGACCUUGUGCUCCUUGCGGACCCUGUGGACCCUGUGGACCCUGUGGACCCUGUGGACCCUGCGGACCCUGUGGACCCUGUGAUCCAUGCUGUCCUCCGGUUUGCGAUCCUAGUUAUCCACCAGUGUGUGAUCCUUCCUGCAGCGUCCCGUACUAUCCGUUGAAGCGUAUCCGGUCGGCGGUACGACAACCAACACCCAGACCAAAGAUGGCCAAAACCAAUUGGUACUGCCCGCCAUGGCGUAAGAUCUGUAAUGCACCGGCACCCUGCCGUUACUCGGCACCUUGCAAAGCUCACUGCUAUAAUGUGGAGCGUUACUGUUACCGAUGUAGAUGAAUUCUGAACUUCUGCUUGUUAAAUUGUUCCCUCCUUACUAAAAGGUGACCCUUGCAGUGACGCCUGCGUGCCCUGUGGACCGUGCUAGUGUGGCAGGGCUAGAACUUGCCGAUUUUUUUAGCGUGUUUAACACAAUUCCCGCAUCUCUGCCAAGCCUUUCGUAGUGAGUGCCAACCGACCAGACCUAAUCUUAGCAUCAUCGUUAUCCAGGCACGUCCUGUCCGUCGCACGGACCGGCGUCCUGUACUCCGUUCGAGACAAAUUCUUGUUCAUCUACGUUUCCCGUUUGCAUGUUACGUUGUGUUGUUAGAAAUUUUAUAACGCGUUAUAGGAGGGUAACUCUAGCACAUCAUGAGCAUGCUUCACAUAGGAGUUAAGCAGCAGCAUCGUUAGCAAUUGUAGUUGCAUUCAGAUCCAUCAACUUCAAACCAACUAUGAAGAACAACGCUACCGGCACAGUUAGAAGAUUCAAUCAAAUAAAAAGCGUAUAAUCAAUUCGGAA